ACUGACCAGGCGUCCGAACUGGUCCUAUCCUCUGAACAAUCCCCUAAUCCUUACCUUAACCACUCGAGUUGAGAUGCCUAACCCCAACCAAUCGAGCUGCUUCGUAGGGGCGGGACUUGGCGUGGCCAUAGUGGGAUUCGCAAUUUUGUACCGGUACAACUUGAGUCGGAGAACACACGUCCAGUGAAGCCCGUGUGCAGCCGUCUACAUGGUAGCCAGAGCCCGAAGUACACCGCUGUGGAGAUAGGUCUGGCUAAGCCGAAUGAAAGUAGCUGACACACGAUGGGGCUGCUCUCUGUGAGUAUCGGACCCUUCCGGAACCGAGUGUGGGCUCUGCGGACGUGGAUUCGAGACGUAUCCACUAUUUCAGCUACUUUUCGCAACGGCGACGUACUCGCGUCGAGGGCGUCACUGAUCCAAAGGACACGUGGAGGUUUAUAUCGACACAGUCUCCCCCUUGUUCGGUUACUUAGCUCAAACAAACCACCGAGAGGUUUUGAAAAGUUUUUCCCAAAGAGUGAAGAAAGCACUGGCGUCAACAAAUCAGCUGAAGAUGAAAAUAGCAAAGAGCAAGAAUCUCUUGUAAGGGAAGAGCGGGACACAAAUGAUGGCGGGGACAAAAGACAAAGAGGAGGAAAAAAGGAAGGAUCACACUGGUGGACGCGCUUCCAGGAUGAUUUUCCCCUGGAGGAAAAAACAGUGCGGUACUUUGCAAUCGGUGCUGCCGGCAUGACCUCAGCUUUUUUGUACUUUUACUUCCAAGAGACGGGGAUGCAGAUCUCCUGGAAGGACUUUGUACAGCACUACUUAAACAAAGACUUGGUUGAUCACCUAGAGGUGGUCAAUAAACAAUACGUCAAAGUAAUUCCUGCCCAUGGAGUGAACACGUCAGAAGUGAGCUAUUUGUGGUUCAACAUUGGCAGUGUGGACUCAUUUGAGCAUAACCUGAGGAUGGCACAGCAAGAAAUGGGUUUGGACUCACAGAAAGUUCCUGUAUUCUACAGCAGUGAAAGCGAUGGGGCACUCCUUUUCAGCGUUCUACCAACCUUACUGCUGGUUGGCUUUUUACUUUUUGCCAUGCGGCAGGACAUGGCAGGAGGUUCGCGAGGAAACCCCUUCAGCAUGAGUGAAACCAAAGCCAAGGUGAUAAAAGGCAACAUCGGCAUUCAGUUCAAGGAUGUCGCAGGCUGUGAGGAGGCCAAAAUGGAGAUUUUAGAGCUUGUCAACUUCUUGAAGAACCCGCGGCAGUACCAGGACCUAGGCGCCAAGAUCCCAAAGGGUGCUGUGUUAUCAGGCCCACCUGGCACUGGCAAGACCUUGCUAGCUAAGGCCACUGCAGGAGAGGCCAACGUGCCCUUCAUCACUGUCAACGGCUCGGAGUUCCAGGAGAUGUUUGUUGGCGUGGGUGCAGCAAGGAUAAGGGAUACGUUUGCCAUGGCUCGAAAAAAUGCCCCCUGCAUUCUUUUCAUUGACGAGAUUGACGCAGUUGGCAGGAAGAGAGGCAGGGGGAACUUUGGAAACCAAAGCGAGCAGGAAAACACCCUCAACCAGUUGCUUGUGGAAAUGGACGGGUUCAACAGUAGCACCAACGUGGUCGUGUUAGCCGGCACCAAUCGAGCUGAUAUCCUGGAUCCAGCUUUGAUGAGGCCAGGACGCUUUGAUCGACAUAUAUACAUAGGCCCACCAGAUAUUAAAGGCAGGGCAUCCAUCUUUAAGGUGCAUUUAAGACCUCUGAAGUUGGACACUAUUAUAGAAGUAGAGGCCUUGGCCAGGAAGCUAGCUGCGCUAACCCCAGGUUUUACUGGGGCUGAUAUUGCUAAUGUGUGUAAUGAGGCCGCUCUAAUAGCUGCCCGACGCCUCAACCAACAUGUCAAUACUAAGCACUUUGAGCAGGCAGUCGAGAGAGUCAUUGGAGGUAAAUUGGCAUGCGUUGUACAGUUUGGAAUGAAUGAGGCAGUGGGUCAGAUGUCCUUUGACCUCCCUCAGCAGGGUGACAUAGUAAUUGAGAAGCCCUUCAGUGAACCCAAAGCCCAGCUUAUAGACCAGGAGGUCCGCUUGCUUAUAGAUGUUGCCUUCCAGCGAACACUUCAGCUUGUCACCGACAAGAAAGAAAUGGUGGAGAAGGUGGCAAAACGUCUGCUAGAUAAGGAGAUUCUAGACAAAGCGGACAUGGUGGAGCUGCUAGGAAAUCGUCCCUUUGAGGAGAAGUCAUUGUAUGAGGAGUUUGUUGAAGGGCUGGGGGAAUUUGCAAAAGACACUUCUCUACCUGAAGGGCUAAAGAACUGGAACAAGAACAAAGGAAAGGAAAAACACCUGCAGAAUCAAUAAAACUAUUACUAGAUGAGAGUUUACGGUACCCUAGGAAGCUCGACAAAUACCAAGAGCUGGUGGAGAAGAGUAGGAGCUGAGGCUGGCGGGCCCUUUGUGAGCCAAUCAGAGUUGGCUGCCAGGGGUUUGUUGGGCGCUUAAUUUGCUAAGCUCUGACUGGGCUCAGAGUAACUGGAGCUGCAAAGAGGUGGGCCAUCCUCACCAUAACUGAAGCCGCAGAGAAAACCACAAGGUGGCUUUGGAUAAAAAAAGCAAGCCCAUAGAUUGGUGCUAGGGGGAUGCCAGCAAGGAUCUGAUCAACCAAGGCUGUGUUAACUGGGGAAGGGGGUAUGGUGUUGAAAGACCCAAAACCCCCAAUGACCCCAAGAGCAUCACUGAUGAUGAUCAUCCCAGUACAUCCUAGAGAUGUUUCUUGAAACCUGAAGAGUGCAAUUAUGGCUCAUUUCACUGGAGGUGCCUUAAUUCAAUGCUCUGAGGCAGUCAUACAGGGCAAUGACACUGACAAACGUACCACAGAAUAAU
This is a messenger RNA of Etheostoma spectabile (orangethroat darter), 2850 nucleotides long. RefSeq names its product AFG3-like protein 1. Gene Ontology annotation, cellular component: m-AAA complex; membrane. The record is from RefSeq and is a predicted model, not a curated record. Gene Ontology annotation, molecular function: ATP binding; metalloendopeptidase activity; ATP-dependent peptidase activity. NCBI's taxonomy places the organism in Eukaryota, Metazoa, Chordata, Actinopteri, Perciformes, Percidae. Gene Ontology annotation, biological process: mitochondrial protein processing.